This is a messenger RNA of Saimiri boliviensis boliviensis (Bolivian squirrel monkey), 2418 nucleotides long. It is a transcript of the gene FOSL2, whose product is annotated as FOS like 2, AP-1 transcription factor subunit. Gene Ontology annotation, molecular function: RNA polymerase II cis-regulatory region sequence-specific DNA binding; DNA-binding transcription factor activity, RNA polymerase II-specific. The record is from RefSeq and is a predicted model, not a curated record. Lineage: Eukaryota; Metazoa; Chordata; Mammalia; Primates; Cebidae. Gene Ontology annotation, biological process: regulation of transcription by RNA polymerase II. Gene Ontology annotation, cellular component: nucleus.
CCUCCCUCAAGGUGGAGUCUGGGGUUGACGUGAGUGAAUCCACAUGGUACAGGGCUGGAGAAUAAAGAGUGUGGAGUUGAACUCGUGCCAUUGUAGUGACUCAUCUCGGGCAGAGCGCUAGGGCUCGGAGCGAACCAGCGAGCGAGCGAACGAGCGGCGCUCGGCGGGGACCGAAAGAGGGAGAGAGAGGCGCGGCCGGGCCAGGCGGGCCGGUCCGGGAGCGGGCGCCGGAGCGGGGAGCGGGGCCGCGUCCCUCUCAGCGCCAGCUCAGCUUCAACCCCACCGGCGGCUGUUCCCCUGGCGCACUCGGGGCUGCGGGACAGGCGCACGCCGCUUUCUCCUAGUCAAGUGUCCGAGCCGCCCCGAAACUCCGGCGGCGAGUCGGCCACGGGAAGUUUAUUCGCCGGCUCCUUUUCUAAAAGGAAGAAACAGAAGUUUCUCCCAGCGGACAGCGUUUCUUUCCGCCUUUCUGACCGUGUCUGAAAUCGGGAAGGAGGGGGUCCCUGGGGCUGGCAGGCCAGGCUCGCCGGGCUCCCAGUCUUUUUUAAUUUCCAAUUUUUGAUUGGGCCGUGGGUCCCGGCUGAGCUCCGACUGCGCGCGGGGGCGGGAGGGCGCGUGCAGGGGAGGGACAGAGAGACGCGCCGACUUUUUAGAGGGAGGGACCGGGUGGACAACUGUUCCCGCGGCGCUCGCAGAGCCGGAAAGAAGUGCCGUAAGAGGCGCUCGGGGGACGCAGUUCUCGGGGUGUCGCCGCCUCCCUGUCCUCGCCCGCCGCGGAGGGGGAGAAACCCAAGGAGCGAAGCUCAGAGCCCGCGGCGCGGCCGGCGGACGACCGAGCGCGCAGCAGUUGGUGCGCGGCCGCGGCGAGGGCGGGGGAAGAAAAACACCCUGUUUCCUCUCCGGCCCCCACCGCGGAUCAUGUACCAGGAUUAUCCCGGGAACUUUGACACCUCGUCCCGGGGCAGCAGCGGCUCUCCUGCGCACGCCGAGUCCUACCCCAGCGGCGGCGGCGGCCAGCAGAAAUUCCGGGUAGAUAUGCCUGGCUCAGGCAGUGCCUUCAUCCCCACCAUCAAUGCCAUCACGACCAGCCAGGACUUGCAGUGGAUGGUGCAGCCCACAGUGAUCACCUCUAUGUCCAACCCAUACCCUCGCUCGCAUCCCUACAGCCCGCUACCAGGCCUGGCCUCUGUCCCUGGGCACAUGGCCCUUCCAAGACCUGGCGUGAUCAAGACCAUUGGUACCACCGUGGGACGCAGGAGGAGAGAUGAGCAGCUGUCUCCUGAAGAGGAGGAGAAGCGUCGCAUCCGGAGGGAGAGGAACAAGCUGGCUGCAGCCAAGUGCCGGAACCGACGCCGGGAGCUGACGGAGAAGCUGCAGGCGGAGACAGAAGAGCUGGAGGAGGAGAAGUCGGGCCUGCAGAAGGAGAUCGCUGAGCUGCAGAAGGAGAAGGAAAAGCUGGAGUUCAUGUUGGUGGCUCACGGCCCCGUGUGCAAGAUCAGCCCCGAGGAGCGCCGAUCGCCCCCAGCCCCCGGGCUGCCACCCAUGCGCAGUGGGGGUGGUGUGGUGGGCGCUGUGGUGGUGAAGCAGGAGCCCCUGGAAGAGGACAGCCCCUCAUCCUCAUCGGCGGGGCUGGACAAGGCCCAGCGCUCUGUCAUCAAGCCCAUCAGCAUUGCUGGGGGCUUCUACGGUGAAGAGCCCCUGCACACCCCCAUCGUGGUGACCUCCACGCCUGCUGUCACUCCAGGCACCUCAAACCUCGUCUUCACUUACCCUAGCGUCCUGGAGCAGGAGUCGCCCGCGUCGCCCUCCGAGUCCUGCUCCAAGGCUCACCGCAGAAGCAGUAGCAGUGGGGACCAGUCAUCAGACUCCUUGAACUCCCCCACUCUGCUGGCUCUGUAACCCAGCGCACCUUCCUCCCCAGCUUGGGAGGGGGUCCUCCUCGCUCCUCCUUCCCAGGGACCAGCACCUUCAAGCGCUCCAGGGCCGUGAGGGCAAGAGGGGGACCUGCCAGGGAGCUUCCUGGCUCUGGGGGAUCCAGGUGGGACUUGGCAGUGAGUAUUGGAAGACUUGGGUUGAUCUCUUGGAAGCCAUGGGACCUCCUCCCUCAUUCAUCUUGCAAGCAAAUCCUGUUUCUUGAAAAGCCUUGGAGAACUCGGUUUGGCGGACUUGGACAUCUCUCUGGCUUCUGAAGAGCCUGAAGCUGGCCUGGACCAUUCCUGUCCCUUUGUUACCAUACUGUCUCUGGAGUGAUGGUGUCCUUCCCUGCCCCACCACGCAUGCUCAGUGCCUUUUGGUUUCACCUUCCCUCGACUUGCCCCUUCCCUCCCCAGUGUCAGUUUCAGUCCCUCUUGGUUUUUAUCAAAUUUGCCAUGACAUUUCAUCUGGGUGGUCUGAAUAUUAAAGCUCUUCAUUUCUGGA